Messenger RNA from Juglans microcarpa x Juglans regia, 1032 nucleotides. RefSeq names its product cyclin-U1-1. Lineage: Eukaryota; Viridiplantae; Streptophyta; Magnoliopsida; Fagales; Juglandaceae. Bases 134 to 835 code for a protein of 233 amino acids. The transcript has 2 exons. Gene Ontology annotation, biological process: regulation of cyclin-dependent protein serine/threonine kinase activity. The record is from RefSeq and is a predicted model, not a curated record. Gene Ontology annotation, molecular function: protein kinase binding.
GUCAAAAUCCCAGUUCACGACCCUCCAAACUGGAUAACAUGUACACCCGGAAGCACACACCCUCAAGUCUAACCAACCAAAUGCCUAAAAAUUCUUUCUCACACAUCUGUGAGAAACCACAACAAUGGCCUAAAUGUUGUCUACCGUCGUUGGUGGUGGAUAUACAAACCAAAGCCGGCAGCCGGAGCCGAGCCAAGCUGAGACGACCACGCCUAGAGUGCUAACCAUAUUGUCUUCAGUGUUGGAGAAGCUGGUGGCUCGAAAUGACCGGCUCAUGGCCGACUCCCUCAGUCAGAAGCUGCAUGAGGUAAGCUGCGGCUCGUGUCGACUUGGGAAGGGCUUGAAUGCGUUUCAUGGUGUGAGAGCACCAAGCAUAAGUGUUUCGAAGUACUUGGAGAGGCUGUACAAGUACACGAAUUGUAGUCCAUCUUGUUUUGUGGUUGGGUAUGUGUAUAUAGACAGAUUGGUGCACAGGCACCCUGACUCCCUCGUGAUAUCCUUGAAUGUGCAUAGGUUAUUGGUUACAAGCGUUAUGGUUGCUUCUAAGAUGCUAGAUGACGAGCAUUAUAACAAUGCAUUUUUUGCUCGAGUUGGAGGAGUAAGCAAUGCCGAGUUGAACAGGCUGGAAUUGGAAUUGCUCUCUCUAUUGGAUUUUGGAGUUACAGUAAGCUCCCGGGUUUUCGAGAUCUAUUGCUUGCAUUUGGAAAAAGAAAUGCAAUUCAAUGCCAUCGGGAAUAACAUCGAAAGGGCAAUAAUUUCCAGUGCUGUCGACGAUGUGACUGAAAUAUCAGUAGAAGAUACACAAAGUUCAUCACCACCUCAGAUGGUGGACUGACCUGCAUUUUUCUGCUGCAUCCGGUUUUCUCUUGGCUUAGUGAAUUAAUCUUGAAUUGUUGGCCAUGGAAUCAUUGGCUGCUUUCUUGUUUGUAUGAUAUUAAUUAUCAUGUAACAUGGUGCUUCACCUCUUGCCUUUUUGCCAUAUUGAUGAAAUAAAAAAAGAAAAAGGAAAAAAAUGAAUUAAGUUGACUAUUC